Molecule: messenger RNA, 810 nt
Organism: Mercenaria mercenaria
Lineage: Eukaryota; Metazoa; Mollusca; Bivalvia; Venerida; Veneridae
Exons: 3
Coding region: 1-810 (269 amino acids)
Source: RefSeq, a predicted model, not a curated record
AUGAGGAUACAGAAAAUUUCCAGAGGUGGAAACCGUUUGAAUAAAGCAAAACGUUUAUUUUUAGGUGUAGGUAAAAAUGCCCCAACGUGGCAGUCAGCGGAGAUUUGGGCUGGGCAAGAGCUCAAUCCAAGCAGCAUGUUGAGUGCUGACAGAAAUGCAAGUAAUAGUAACAAAUUAAGAACAUAUAGAACAUAUAAAAGUGUAUUUAAAACUGAACCAUGUAUAUUGUUAAAUAUGUCAAGGGAACAACGCCGUAUUCUAGCCAAAUUCAGGGCUUGUAACCACCCUCUUGCAAUAGAAUCUGCACGAUAUGCCAAACCAAAAAUACCUUUCAAUUUAUGCCUCUGUGUAUACUGUGACUCUAGUCGCGUUGAGGAUGAGACCCACUUUCUUAUAGACUGUAAUUUUUAUAGCGAUCUUAGACAUGAAUUGUUUGAAAAAGAAUAUAGGCAGCAUAUUUUAUUAUCAAAACGUCACGGUUUGAAACGGCGUAAUGAUCAACAGUAUGACAAAGAAAGUUCAAAGAAAGAAAUUACAAAAAGUAGUAGUGGUUGUGAUGGUCGAAUUAGUAGAAGUGGUGGUAACGGAAGUGAUGGUGGUAGUAGUAGUGGUGGUAGUAGUGGUGGUGGUAGUAGAAGUAAUAGCCGUGAUCAUGGUAGUAGCGGUGGUGGUAGUGGUAAUGAUGGUAGUAGUAGAAGUUAUAAUGGUGGUGAUAGUAGUACUAGUGUUUGUGGUGGUGAUAGUGGUAGUGGUGGUGUUAGUGGUAGCAGUAGUAGCGGUGGCGGCGGUGGUGGCGGUAGUAGUAGUUAG